CCCCCGGGCCCAGCCGCAGCAUCGCGGGAGCCGCGGCCAUUGCGGCCGAGGCGGGGCCGCUGCCGCUCUGCCCCGGCCAUGAGGAGGAGGAGGAGGGCGGCGGCUCCGCGCUGAGCCCCCCGCGGGCCGAGCUGAGCCCCUGGACGCUGCUGAGCCCCCCCAGGACUGCCGGGGCUGAGCCCCCGGGCUGACGGGGCUGAGCCCCGGGUGGUGCUGAGCCCUCCAGGACCGUGCUGAACCCCCGGGCUGACGGGGCUGAGCCCCCCCGGACCGUGCUGAACCCCCGGGCUGACGGGGCUGAGCCCCCCCGGACCCUGCUGAACCCCCGGAAUGGAGCUGCUGAACGUCCCCGGACACUGCUGAACGCCCGGACUGACGGGGCUGAAUCCCCGGGUGGUGCUGAGCCCCCCACGGACGCUGCUGAACCCCGCGGCUGGAGGUGCUGGAUCCCCCGGGACACUGCUGAGACCCCCCCGCACUGACGGGACGGAGCUCCCUCAGGACCCCCAGGACCCUGCUGAGCUCCCCCAGGAUCCUGCUGACCCCCGGACUGACGGGGCUGAGCCCACCCCGGACACUGCUGAGCCCCCCGGGCCGCUUCUGAGCUCGGGGCUCCGCCGCAGGCACUUGGAGGAUUAUCCAGUGGUUCAGUGCUGAGGGAAUUCUGUGGGAGCAUGGCUGGAGCAGGACACGGAGCCUGGGCACAGAAUGCAGGCAGUGAUGCGUGCUGCUCCUGCCUGCCCUCCCGGUGGCUCCGUGCCGCGGCACUGUGACCCCGCCGUGCUCCCGCCGUUGCCGAGCUCCGGAGCGGGUGCCAGGAGCCAUGAGGAGGUUUGGCUACUGCCGGGUGGUGCUGGCCACCUCCCUGCUCUGGGUGCUGCUGGACGUGUUCCUGCUGCUCUACUUCAGCGAGUGCAACAAGUGUGAUGACAGCAAGGAGCGCUCCCUGCUGCCCGCCCUGCGCGCCGUUAUUUCCCGGAACCAGGAGGGCCCGGGGGAGAUGGGCAGGGCUGUGCUCAUCCCCAAGGAGGAGCAGGAGAAGAUGAAGGAGCUGUUCAAGAUCAACCAGUUCAACCUGCUGGCCAGCGACCGCAUCGCGCUGAACCGCAGCCUGCCCGACGUGCGGCUGGACGGGUGCAAGAGCAAGGUGUACCCGGAGGAGCUGCCCAACACCAGCGUGGUGAUCGUGUUCCACAACGAGGCCUGGAGCACGCUGCUCAGGACCAUCCACAGCGUGCUGGAGCGCUCCCCGCCGCGCCUGCUGGCCGAGAUCGUCCUGGUGGAUGAUGCCAGCGAGAGAGAGUUUUUGAAGGCCUCCCUGGAGAACUACGUGAAGAAGCUGGAGGUGCCCGUCCGGAUCCUGCGGAUGGAGCAGCGGUCGGGGCUGAUCCGGGCCCGGCUCCGAGGGGCGGCAGCUGCCAAGGGACAGGUGAUCACAUUCCUGGAUGCCCACUGCGAGUGCACCCUGGGCUGGCUGGAGCCACUGCUGGCCAGGAUCAAGGAGGACAGGACCCCAACUAUGGCUGGUGGCCUGUUUUCUAUUGACAGGAACUACUUUGAAGAGAUAGGAACUUACGAUGCAGGAAUGGAUAUCUGGGGUGGCGAGAAUCUUGAAAUGUCCUUUAGGAUCUGGCAGUGUGGAGGCUCCCUGGAGAUCGUCACCUGCUCCCACGUGGGACACGUGUUCCGCAAGGCCACCCCCUACACCUUCCCGGGGGGCACCGGCCACGUCAUCAACAAGAACAACCGCAGGCUGGCCGAGGUCUGGAUGGACGAGUUCAAGGAUUUCUUCUACAUCAUCUCCCCGGGGGUGGUGAAGGUGGAUUACGGAGAUGUUUCCGUAAGGAAAGCCCUGCGGGAGAGGCUCGGGUGCAAACCCUUCUCCUGGUACCUGGAGAACGUCUACCCUGACUCACAGAUCCCACGGCGCUACUACUCCCUGGGAGAGAUCAGGAAUGUUGAAACCAACCAGUGCUUGGACAACAUGGGCCGCAAGGAGAACGAAAAAGUGGGAUUUUUCAACUGCCAUGGCAUGGGAGGGAACCAGGUGUUUUCCUACACAGCGGACAAGGAGAUCCGCACGGACGACCUGUGCCUGGACGUGUCACGGCUCAACGGCCCCGUGCUGAUGCUCAAGUGCCACCACCUGAGGGGCAACCAGCUCUGGGAGUACGAUGCUGAGAAGCUCACCCUGAGGCACCUGAACAGCAACCAGUGCCUGGCGGAGCCGUCGGAGGAGGACCGGCUGGUGCCCACCAUGCGCGACUGCGGCGGCGGCCGCGCCCAGCAGUGGCUGCUGCGCAACAUGACCCUGGGGGCCUGAUUCCCGCCUCUCAUCCCGCUUGUUCCCGCUUCUCCUGCUGCGCCCGGCGGUGCCCGGCCCUCUCCCGGGCCCAGCAGAGUCACCGGGGGGUUCCUGGUGCCGCGGUGCCCUUG
Molecule: messenger RNA, 2436 nt
Organism: Pyrgilauda ruficollis (rufous-necked snowfinch)
Lineage: Eukaryota; Metazoa; Chordata; Aves; Passeriformes; Passeridae
Gene: GALNT13
Product: polypeptide N-acetylgalactosaminyltransferase 13
Exons: 12
Coding region: 824-2323 (499 amino acids)
Cellular component (GO): Golgi apparatus
Source: RefSeq, a predicted model, not a curated record